AUGGCCGGCAACGAGUGGAUCAAUGGCUACCUGGAGGCGAUCCUCGACAGCGGCGCCGCUGCCUCGGGCGGAGGAGGCAGCGGAGGCGGCGGUGCCGGUGCCGGUGGAGGCGGCGGUGACCCCAAGUCGCCGGUCGCCGGGGCGUCGGCGAGCCCCCGCGGCCCGCACAUGAACUUCAGCCCCACGCACUACUUCGUCGAGGAGGUGGUGAAGGGCGUCGACGAGAGCGACCUCCACCGGACGUGGAUCAAGGUCGUCGCCACCCGCAACGCCCGCGAGCGAAGCACCAGGCUCGAGAACAUGUGCUGGCGUAUCUGGCACCUCGCUCGCAAGAAGAAGCAGCUCGAGCUUGAGGGCAUCCAGAGGAUGUCGGCAAGGCAGAAGGAGCAGGAGCAGGUACGCCUUGAGGCCACGGAGGAUCUGGCAGAGGAUCUGUCCGAGAGCGAGAAAGGGGACACCGUCGGUGAGUUGGCGCCGCUAGAAACGCCCAAGAAAAAGUUCCAGAGGAACUUUUCUGACCUCACCGUCUGGUCCGACGAGAACAAGGAGAAAAAACUCUACAUUGUGCUCAUCAGUGUGCACGGCCUUGUCCGCGGAGAAAACAUGGAAUUGGGCAGUGAUUCAGAUACCGGCGGGCAGGUGAAAUAUGUUGUGGAACUUGCGAGGGCCCUCGCAAUGAUGCCCGGAGUGUACAGAGUGGACCUCUUCACACGACAAGUGUCAUCCCACGACGUGGACUGGAGCUACGGGGAGCCAACUGAGAUGUUAACAUCUGGUUCCCAUGAUGCGGAGGGGAGCGGUGAAAGCGCUGGGGCGUACAUUGUGCGCAUACCUUGCGGUCCGAGCAACAAGUACCUCAAGAAGGAAUCCCUGUGGCCUUACCUCCAAGAGUUUGUCGACGGGGCCCUUGCGCAUAUUCUGAACAUGUCCAAGGUUUUGGGCGAACAGGUUGGCCGUGGGAAGCCGGUCCUGCCUUAUGUGAUCCAUGGCCACUAUGCCGAUGCGGGCGAUGUCGCUGCUCUUCUUUCUGGUGCACUGAAUGUGCCGAUGGUGCUCACUGGUCACUCGCUUGGGAGGAACAAGCUGGAGCAGAUCAUGAAGCAAGGGCGUAUGUCCAAGGAGGAGAUCGACUCAACCUACAAGAUCAUGAGGCGUAUUGAGGGUGAGGAGCUGGCCUUGGAUGCAGCAGAGCUUGUGAUUACUAGCACGAGGCAGGAGAUUGAUGAGCAGUGGGGAUUGUAUGAUGGCUUUGAUGUCAAGCUUGAGAAAGUUUUACGAGCAAGGACAAGGCGCGGGGUUAGCUGCCAUGGCCGUUUCAUGCCUAGGAUGGUGGUGAUUCCUCCUGGGAUGGAUUUCAGCAAUGUUGUGGCUGAAGAUAUCGAUGGAGAUGGCGAUAAAGACGAUAUAAGUUUUGAUGGUGCCUCACCGAGGUCACUACCACCAAUUUGGGCUGAGGUGUUUCGGUUCCUGACCAAUCCUCACAAGCCGAUGAUCUUGGCUCUGUCAAGGCCUGACCCGAAGAAGAACAUCACUACUCUUGUCAAAGCAUUUGGAGAAUGUCGCCCACUGAGAGAACUGGCAAACUUAACUCUGAUCAUGGGGAACAGGGAUGACAUCGAAGAGAUGCCUCCCGGCAACGCGAACGUUCUCACCACGGUCCUGAAGCUGAUAGACAAGUAUGAUCUGUACGGAAGCGUGGCCAUCCCCAAGCAUCACAACCAGGCUGAUGUCCCAGAGAUUUACCGCCUCACGGCGAAGAUGAAGGGAGUCUUCAUUAAUCCUGCUCUUGUGGAACCUUUUGGUCUCACCCUGAUCGAGGCUGCGGCGCAUGGGCUCCCAAUCGUCGCCACCAAGAAUGGCGGUCCGGUCGACAUCACGAAUGCACUGAACAAUGGGCUGCUAGUGGACCCGCACGAUCAGCAUGCCAUCGCCGACGCGCUACUGAAGCUGGUGGCGGACAAGAACCUGUGGCAGGAGUGCCGGAAGAACGGGCUGCGCAACAUCCACCUCUACUCGUGGCCGGAGCACUGCCGGACGUACCUCACCAGGGUGGCCGGGUGCCGGAUCAGGAACCCGCGCUGGCUCAAGGACACGCCGGCAGACGCAGGCGCCGAUGACGAGGAGGCUGAGGACUCGCUCAUGGACUUCCAGGACUUGUCGCUCCGCCUCUCCAUUGAUGGUGAGCGCUGCUCCCUCAACGAGCCCGCCUCCUCGGACCCGCAAGACCAGGUGCAGAAGAUCAUGAACAAGAUCAAGCAGUCGUCCCCGGCAGCCGCGGCUGAAGGUGAGAAGAAUCCGGCCGAGGUUCAAGCCCCCGGCACCGUGAACAAGUAUCCUCAUCUCCGCCGUCGCCGCCGGCUGUUCAUUGUGGCCGUGGACUGCUACGGCGACGACGGCAAGGCCAGCAGGAAGAUGCUGCAGGUGAUCCAGGAGCUAUUCAGGGCGGUCCGAUCCGACUCCCAGAUGUCCAAGAUCUCCGGGUUCGCGCUGUCGACGGCGAUGCCGCUGUCCGAGACGCUUCAGCUCCUGAAGCUGGGAAAGGUCCCGACAGAUUUCGACGCGCUCAUCUGCGGCAGCGGCAGCGAGGUGUACUACCCUGGCACGGCGCAGUGCGUGGACGCAGGGAGGCUCCGUCCAGACCAGGACUACCUGAAUCACAUCAACCACCGUUGGUCUCAUGACGGCGCAAGGCAGACGAUCGGGAAGCUCAUGGCGGCACACGACGGCUCGGGCAACGCUGUCGAGCCAGACGUGGAGUCCUGCAACGCGCACUGCGUCUCAUUCUUCGUCAGAGACCCCAAGAAGGUGAACACGAUCGAUGAGAUGCGGGAGAGGCUGAGGAUGCGUGGCCUCCGGUGCCAUCUCAUGUACUGCCGGAACUCGACGAGACUGCAGAUUGUCCCUCUUAUGGCAUCAAGGUCACAAGCACUAAGGUAUCUUUUCGUGCGCUGGGGUCUGGCCGUGGGCAAUAUGUACCUGAUCGUCGGGGAGCAUGGUGACACCGAUCGCGAGGAGAUGCUCUCAGGUUUACACAAGACAGUGAUCGUGAAAGGAGUCACCGAGAAAGGCUCUGAGGGCCUGCUGAGGAGCUCAGGGAGUUACCAUAGGGAGGAUGUCGUCCCGUCCGAAAGCCCCUUGGCUGCCACCACGCGUGGCGAUCCGAAGGCCGAUGAGAUCAUGCGGGCUCUCAAGGAGGUCACCAAGGCUUCCAGCGGCAUGUAAAUUGGUUGCCCGGAAGCCCUACGAUACAUCUUCAUGGGUGCCUCUUAUUAUAUUCUGCUUGUUUAUAACCGAAAGACGGAACCAUUUUCUCUUUUCUUUGCUACAUAUAUAAUCUUAUGAACACUAGCACGACUACAUCCUGCAGUGAGAAAUAAUUAAGACACUGCUGAUGAUGCCACUGUUGGCUCG
Molecule: messenger RNA, 3411 nt
Organism: Lolium rigidum
Lineage: Eukaryota; Viridiplantae; Streptophyta; Magnoliopsida; Poales; Poaceae
Product: probable sucrose-phosphate synthase 1
Biological process (GO): sucrose metabolic process
Molecular function (GO): sucrose synthase activity; sucrose-phosphate synthase activity
Source: RefSeq, a predicted model, not a curated record